This is a messenger RNA of Eleginops maclovinus (Patagonian blennie), 8885 nucleotides long. RefSeq names its product Ral GTPase activating protein catalytic subunit alpha 2 (gene ralgapa2). Bases 149 to 6082 code for a protein of 1977 amino acids. Lineage: Eukaryota; Metazoa; Chordata; Actinopteri; Perciformes; Eleginopidae. The record is from RefSeq and is a predicted model, not a curated record. Gene Ontology annotation, biological process: regulation of small GTPase mediated signal transduction; positive regulation of GTPase activity. The transcript is spliced from 42 exons. Gene Ontology annotation, molecular function: GTPase activator activity. Gene Ontology annotation, cellular component: cytoplasm; nucleus.
CACAGAAAACAGGACACUAGCGGCCGUCGGACGAAUGUUUACCGAGCAGGCAUAGAGUGGUGGUGAGGAAAGUGACAGUCACACUGGAGGCUCGGUGUAUGGUGAAGCACAGGUGAUUUCAGCCUUCACGGUUGCAUUUUACAGCGGAAUGUUCACUCGAAGGGGGCAUGGAGACGUCAAGAAAUCUACACAGAAAGUUCUGGACCCAAAGAAGGAUGUACUGACCCGGCUCAAACACCUGCGGUCACUGUUAGACAUCAUUGACAAGAGUGAACUGAAGCCGUUCUUCGAAAGCAACUGUUCUCAGAUAUAUUUUAUCUUCUAUGAAAAUUUCAUUACACUGGAAAGCAACUUAAAACUAAAAGGGAACAAAUCACAAAGGGAGGAGCUGGACUCUAUCCUCUUUAUUUUUGAAAAAAUUCUGCAACAUCUGCCCGAGAAGAUCUACAACAGAUGGCAGUUUCACAGUAUAGGUUCUAUUCUGAAAAAGCUUCUACACACUGGAAAUUCCUUCAAGAUCCGCUGCGAGGGGAUCCGGCUCUUCCUGCUGUGGCUGCAGGCCCUGAGGGACAACUGUGCCGAGGAGCAGUUCCUUAUCUUCGCCUGUCUGGUGCCGGGAUUCCCCGCUGUGCCCUCCUCUAGAGGGCCCUGCACCCUUGACACCAUCAUUUACAACCCCUUCUCCAACCCCGCUGAUGCCAAAGUGGUUCCUGAGGAGAUUACUCCGCUGGUUCCGGCUGUGGUUGGAGAAAAAGUUGCAGAUGAUCAGACCUGUUAUAUCCUUGAGACUCUGCUCAAGUACAUGGUCAUCCAGGCAUCCAGUUUAGAAUGGAGGAACAAAGAGAACCAGGACACGGGCUUCAGGUUUCUCUUCAGCCUGUUCAAGAAGUACUACCUUCCACAUCUCUUCCCCUCCUUCACCAAGCUCACAAAUCUCUACAAGCCUUUAUUAGACCUCCCCCACCACAGACCCAAACCCUUGUAUGUGCCAGUGACGCGGAACAAUGAGAGCACCUUCUGCACCAGGGACCAGUACCUGUCCCCCCGCGUGGCCUUCAUCACCUGGCUGGUCACCUUCUUCCUGGAGAAGAAGUAUGUGAGCAGUGCUGCUGCGGCGCAGAGCGCCAAGAACGGCACCGAGGUCAUUCCCAAACUCAUCCAGACUGUCACUGCGGGCAGUAGCAGCCAGGAGAAGGAGAAGGAUAAGAUGUCAGACGGGGAUACUAACGGGCCAGCGGGGGAGCCAGAAAAGAGCCACUCGAACAGCAGCACGCUGUCAGACCGCCGGCACAGCGACUCCAGUUUGUGUAGCAUCGAGGAGGAGCACCGCUAUGUCUAUGACAUGGUGCACGCCAUCCUUCUAUCCACCAGGGACAAUGUGAAUUUUGUCAACGAGGUCUUCCACCAGGCCUUCCUGCUGCCGUCUUGUGAGGCAUCAGCAACCAGGAAGGUGAUUAAAGUGUACAGGAAGUGGAUCCUGCAGGAUAAGCCCAGCUUCAUGACGGAGCCUGAGGUACCGACUCCAGGAGAAGAGAUUGAUGGUCGACCUGAACAGAUACUCAGCUCAGAGGCUAACAGCAUGCACGUACAGUCGGCGGAGAGUCACGGCCACAGGCGCUCGUCCAGCUGGGGGAGGACUUACUCUUUCAGCAGCGCUAUCAGCCGGGGCUUCUUCACUGAGGCGCAGAAUAGGGACGUCAAGGCUGGCAUCCAGCCCACACUACAGGUGUUCCUGACCAACUCCUCCAAUGUUUUCCUGCUGGAGCCAUGCCAAGAUGUAGCAAAACUACUGGAUAACCAGGUGGAGGUGUGCAAGGGUGUUCUCAGUAUCUACCGGCACAUGAUCAUGGAGCACACGAUGAACACACAAACUUGGGAGCAGAUGCUGCAGGUACUGCUGAGGAUCACAGAGGCAGUGAUGAAGAGGCCACAGGAAAACCAAAGAAAAGACAACUUUGCUGAAAGUUUGGCAUCUAUACUUUUUAGGACCAUCAUCGUGGCGUGGGUGCGGGCCAACCUGUGCGUAUUUAUCUCCCGGGAGCUGUGGGACGAGCUGCUGGCAGUGCUGUCCUCUCUCACCUGCUGGGAGGAGCUGGUGACGGAGUGGGCCAGCAUCAUGGACUCGCUGACGGCUGUGCUGGCGCGCUCUGUUUACGGCCUGGACAUGGCCAGCCUGCCUCUGGACAAACUCAGCGAGCAGAAGGAGAAGAAGCAGAGAGGACGUGGUGUGCUCCAGGACUCCCAGAAGGCCGCAGCAGUGGCGCGUUCCUUUUCCCUGAGUCGGAGAAACCAAGGGGAGCAGGGUGUGCCGGGGGGCCAGGAGCCCAUGAGGAUUCGCUCCGCAACUACAUCAGGAGCCCCCGGUGUAGAGAAAGCCCUUUACAACGUCCGACAGAAGGCCUCCGACGUGGAUGAGGGUCAGCUGUCAGAGUGUGGGGGAGAGGAUGAGCUGGGAGGCGGGGAAAGCCCUCUGCCACGCAGCAGUAGCACCUCCGACAUCACCCAACAGCUCUCUGACACUUUACCAGCCCAGAAGAGAGAAAGCUCCCCUACUUCCUGUGGCUCUGAUAGCAGGACGUCUGAGGGGAAGAGAGAGGGCAACGAGCCACCAGUGAUCCUCAUCCAGCGCAGCAGCAGUCCAACGGAGACAGAGGUCAACGCUGAGGGACAAACAAAUCAAGCAAGACACAAGCUCAGAGAGAAAAGUGAGAGUGUGAGCAGUGAGACGUCCAACGGCUAUCUCAAUGAAGUUGAGGUCACCUGGCAGGCGUUUGAUGAGGAAGCGGACACUCAGUCCACACAGUCGGCACACAUGGAUGUGACAGCCGAUCCACAGAGCCAGGGGAGUCUGCUGCUCAGCCAUAAUGAGGCUCUAGCAGGUCCCGAGUGUCUCCUCCCUCCCCACUCUGCACCCCCGUCCUUCCACAACCACUACCAAAAUCCCCAGCACCCGCCCGCCUCCCCGGCCCUGCUGGUGCACACAGAGUGCCCGCGGGACUGCCCCAUGGACGACACCAUGCAUCAGUCUGUCUUACACAUGCCACACCACCUGGACAGUAGUGAGUGUCUGGCUGAUGACGUCAGCAUAAUUGCGGGUGGGACCCUGACUGGAUGGCAUGCUGACUCGGCCUUUGUCCUGUGGAGGAGGAUUUUGGGUAUCCUUGGAGAUGUCAACUGCAUCCGCUGCCCAAAAAUCCAUGCCAAGGUCUUCUACUGCCUUUAUGAGCUGUGGCAUAAGCUGGCCAAGAUCCGGGACAACCUCGGGAUUAGUGUGGACAACCAGUCGUCUCCUCCCCAGCCCGACUACAUUCCUCCUCUUCGAAUGCUGGCUUCCUGGCUCUUUAGGGCCACCAUGCUGCCAGCUGAGUACACGCCCGGGAAGCUGCAGGCGUACAAGCUGAUCUGUGAGAUGAUGACCCGGCACCAGGAUGUUCUCCCCAACAGUGACUUCUUGGUGCACCUCUACCACACCAUGCAUAAAGGCAUCACCAGCCACGACCAGGAUGUUUUGAACACCAUCAUCCGUUCCUGCUCUCCACGAUUCUUCUUCCUCGGCCUGCCAGGCUUCACCAUGCUCGUGGGAGAUUUCAUCUCUGCCGCUGCCCGCGUCCUCAGAUCUGACUCCGCAGAGGCUCCGAGGAUGGAGGCUCAGACAAUCCUGGGCUCCCUGGUGUGUUUCCCCAACCUCUACCUCCAGAUUCCUGUACUGCAACGUGUGCCUGGCUCUGAUGACAUCAUCGUAGGAAAUGAGGAUAUAAAGGAUUACCUGGUCAACAUCCUUCUAGAGAUGGCAACAAAGGAACACUGUGAAGGGGCCAGGUGCAUUGCUGUGUGCAGUCUGGGUCUGUGGGUAUGUGAGGAGCUGACACAGAAGAACAUCCACCACCAGGUCAAAGACGCCAUCAAUGUCCUGGGAGUAACACUAAAGUUUGGAAACAAAGCAGUGGCUCAAGUAGCCUGUGACGUGUUCCAGCUGCUCAUCUCUCACUGGGAACAUCUCCAGAGGUUGGAGCCCACUCUACCUAAGAAAAUCAUUGAGAUCUUUGUGGCCACAAUAGCCUUUUUGUUGCCGAGCGCAGAGCACUCAACAGUGGAGGCAGACAAAAAGUUGAUGGUUUCCUUGCUGCUCUGCCUCUUGGACUGGUGCAUGGCUGUUCCUUUGAGUCUGCUGCUGGAACCCAUCACCAUGCCUUCGCCGGAGGACCGCACAUCCCACAAGGCCCCGCUGCUGGACUACAUCUACAGGGUACUGCACUGCUGUGUGUCCGGCUCCACCCUGCACACCCAGCAGAGCCACUAUCUCCUCAGUCUGUCAGACCUGUCGCCCGACUAUGACCUCAUGUUGGGUCAGGUUAAGAGCUUCGAGCCACCACCCUCCCAGACAAACGCAGCGGACUUCGGCAACCUGCUCACAGUAGCUGAGGAAAAGCGUCGUCGGAACAUGGAGCUGAUUCCCCUGACAGCACGGAUGGUCAUGACCCACCUGGUGAACCAUCUGGGCCACCAUCCACUGAGCGGCGGCCCGGCCCUCCUCCACAGCCUCGUGAGCGAGAACCACGACAACCCGUAUGUGGAGUCAUCCGAGCUGUCGUCGGAGGUUUUCAAAAGCCCCAACCUCCAGCUGUUUGUGUUCAACGACAGCACGCUGGUGUCCUACCUGCAGAUCCCCGCCGAGACCCCCGCCGUCGGACAGCCCCCAAAAUCUUCAUCCCAAGUGCGUGUCAUCGUCCGGGACAUCUCGGGGAAGUACUCGUGGGAUGGUGCAAUCCUCUACUGCACCAACCAGGACGACUGUGAUGAUGCAGGUGUUUUUAAUGCAGUGGAUCGCCCUCUUUCCACCACCUCUCAUGUCCUUCACAACAGAAACCAGCCCAACACUCCGACAAAUGGGCCGUACAAAAAUCAUUGCUCCGUCUCGGACUCGCUAUCAGACUGUUGCGAGGAGGAACAGGUAGAUAUAUUGGACAUGCUUUUGGAGGACCUGGGCCACAGCAGCCCAGAAUGCCUGCCCGGACCACAGCUCAGGCUAAACCAGCCAGCACCCUCACCGCAUGGCAUGAACUUAGAACAAGAGAGCGCCAUCAUGGAGGCAAUCCUACGCCAGAUGCAGCAGGAGGAGGAGCAGGUCAGGAGGUGGGAUGCUGACUUGAGCUUUAAAGCCGCCUGCCAGAGUGAACCGGCCCACCAGGAAUCAAAAGCGCCUUUCUACUUCUGCCGGCUGCUGCUUAAUGACCUUGGCAUGAACUCUUGGGACCGCAGGAAAAGUUUCCAUUUGCUGAAGAAAAACUCCAAACUUUUAAGGGAAUUGAAGAACUUGGAUUCCAGGCAAUGUCGAGAAACACACAAGAUCGCUGUGUUCUACAUCGGAGAGGGCCAAGAGGACAAGUGCUCCAUCCUGUCUAACAGCGCGGGCAGCCAGGCCUACGAGGACUUUGUGUCAGGACUGGGAUGGGAGGUGGACCUGGCCACGCACUGCGGCUUUAUGGGAGGCCUCCAGAGGAAUGGCAGCACGGGUCUAACAGCUCCUUAUUAUGCUACCUCCACCGUGGAAGCCAUCUUCCACGUCUCCACUCGCAUGCCGUCUGACUCUGACUGCCUUACCAAAAAGCUACGUCACCUGGGAAACGAUGAGGUGCACAUAGUGUGGUCGGAGCACAGCAGGGACUACCGGCGUGGCAUCAUCCCGACUGACUUUGGAGACGUGCUGAUCAUCAUCUACCCCAUGAAGAACCACAUGUAUUUCAUCCAGAUCAUGAAGAAACCACAGGUUCCUUUCUUUGGGCCUUUGUUCAAUGGCGCCAUCAUCACAGGGACGCUUCUGCCCAGCUUGGUGCGGGCCACAUGUAUCAAUGCCAGCAGAGCUGUCAAGUCCCGGCUGACUCUCUACCAGAGCUUCUAUGAGGAGCGGGCGCUCUACCUGGAGGCCAUUGUUCAGAACCAUAGAGAGGUCAUGACCUUUGAAGAUUAUGCCUCACAGGUCUUCUCCCCGUCGCCUGGCUAUCCAAUGAGUGGGACAGCGUGCAGGCGUUGGCCGGGGAUGGUUUGGGACAUGGAGUACCCCUGGGCCAAACUGGACUAUUAAAAAUAUAAAGGUCCAAAAACUGUUUAUGGCGCAGGCUCCUUCACCGGCAGCACGAGCACAGAAUCCGGAAACAACGCAGGAACUACGGACCCUGUCGACCAGGUUUCUCCCACAAUGCCCCGCGCCACGAAGAACCGAGUGUCCGGAAAGCUCCGCAGAUCAGCCAGCGCUAUAAGCAAAUCCUCCAACUGAGCUCUUCAUUCCGUCCUCUUUUCCCCACCCGAGUGCAGCCUUUAAUCUUUCUCUCAAAGAACCUCGCACACCCAGCCGUGACUGCAAGUUUUCUCUUGGCGUGUACUGUUUUUCUUUGUUUUAUUUUGUGUCAUAUGAACAUGUAACUGGAGCAUAUUGCAAUUUUUUAAUUUAAGUGGCAAUCAUUGAUUUUCACUGAUACAUUUCUAUUUGUUGUGGUGUUUGACUGCUUAAUCGAGAUGGACAUGUGAAGCUAUUUAUGUUCACCCUGGUGGUUUCAGCAUAAGGAUCAGCGGCAUAGGAAGACUUGACUGAGAAGUCUUGAAAGGAACCUGUGAUGAAAAGAAAUGUCAUUUUUAUUCUCAUGUUUCUAGUGUUGUCUCUAUGCACUGGAGAGUUCUUACUAUAGUAAGGGAAAGGGAGACCGCUUCACCCUGUUUCUGCAUCUCAACUGUCUCGACACUUAAGGUGACAAAGCACUGAAGGACACCGCUGUAAAUCAUGCUAAAACUGCACAGAUGUUGGGAUCCAUUUAUAAAUUUCUUUUUUUACCUCCUGCCGCAACCUCUCUGCUGUGUCAAAGAUAGCCACUGGGGACAGGAAGUUGCUCUUUAGCACCGGUUUGGACCAUGUUCAUGGACUUCCAUACACUGAAAAAGGAAAAUGAUGCAUGGGGACAACCUCCCCAGCCCUAUCCGUACUCCCUGCACUACUACACAUACUUUCUGGGCCCCUGAGUCCCUGCAGUACGUGCAGUCAGGACGAUUUUUAAUUGUCUUCAACCCAGAGUGGACAAUCAAUGACGUCUUUUCUAACUGGAGCUUAAUAGAAAUUUGUUUGGGGUUGUGUUGUUUUUUUUACUCGUCUAAUUUUCAUUUUUAAAUGAAUUCCGAUGGAUUGUGUCAUGAUUUGAUUUAUGCAACUCUGCUGAAACGAGAAAAGACUGCGUUUGUAAUUGUUUUCUGAUGUCGUUAACUUGGGCUCAUGUCCGGUAAUUGAAUAAGUUCCUCCUGUCUCUUUCCUCCGCUAUCAGUUUCCCCUGUCCUGUGAAACUAAGGCAUCGACAUUCCAACGUUUGUUUUUUUGCACUGUCAUUGAUUUCCCUAGCAUUUGAAUGUUUCUCUUCGUUCUUGGAUGUAAAUUGCUUUAAAUUUUAUUCGCUAGAUUAAUAUUAGAAAAGGACUAUUUGAUGUUGUAUUGUAUUAUCUAUUCAUGUGCUGUUGUAGAGGAUAUAUGCCGCCAGAGCCUCAGGUGAAUCUUAAGUCCAUGCACUGGUGUGUGUGUGUGUGUGUGUGUGUGUGUGUGUGUGUGUGUGUGUGUGUGUGUGUGUGUGUGUGUGUGUGUGUGUGUGUGUGUGUGUGUGUGUGUGUGUGUGUGUGUGUGUGUGUGUGUGUGUGUGUGUGUGUGUGUGUGUGUGUGUGUGUGUGUGUGUGUGUGUGUGUGUGAGAGAGCGCUUCUCACAGUGCCUGUGUUAUGUCUGUCCUCUAACAUGCUGUCCGACACCAGCUCUCCUCCCCGUAAUCACAUUUUGGUUUCUCUUCUUCAUAGUGUGACACAACCCAUAGACACCCUGCAUCACUUCUCCAUCGUUAGUUAUCAGUCUUAAACAAAGCCCCCCAACCCCUCCCUCUAUGUGUCUCUAAAGGUCAACGUCUUGUGCUUCCCACAACAAAAACAACAGCAGAUGGAUCUGUGGGGUUCUCUCUUUUAGUCUUCAUUGCAGGUGGUGCAAUGCUCCGUCCCUGAAAAGGAAUCAAGUAGGCACCUCCUCUUUCCCAUGAGCCUCGCCCCUAACGUCACCUCCUGAGAGAGGGGUGGGUGCUCUGGGUUUAGGUGGCAUGCCUGAGCUGAACUCUAGCAGCCUUCCUAGCAACAGCCGGGCCGACGCUCACUUCUCCAACCUGCAUGCUCGGGGUAGUCAUGGCAGCCAGGUGUUCCACAUACACACACACACUCACACCCUCAGAGGGCUCCACCCAAGCUGUAACACUAUCCCCAUCUGUUGCACUACUAUGCCUUACCCCCCGACCCCAUCGCUCUCCUGUCUGUUGUCCUUCCUAACCUCACACGUCGCCUCCUUUUGUUUGUAUUAAAUCGUUUUUUUGGAAGAAUGUAUAAAUAUAGGCCUGGAUCACAUCUAUCUUUUUGUUAUUUCCCCCCCCCCCCCCCCUCCACACUUGAAGGAACCGCCCAGAAUGCUGAUCUUAAAGAUUGUAGUUUAUUAGCAGAUGUCUUUAGAAAGGGGUCUGUGCUCCCCCUUUGGUGGCUUAGUUGGCUGGAGAUGUUAGUUUUGGACCAAGAUAAGGAUUGUGUGUCUUAUAUACGUGAAGAAAAUGAACUAGUGUUAGCCCUAGUACGUUUUUUUCUCUCUUUCUUCUCGUUUUAGAAAAAUCCUUGUACAUUGUGUCAAAUUUGAAGGCUUGAGCGCCUUCUGAAUAUAAAUAUAUGAAUGCCUGUAAUAUAAUCUUUGUAUAAGAGAAAGAGGAAAAAAAGCUUGAAGAUUUCAUCAUUACUUGUCAACAUAUCAAACUGUUUUUAACGACCGAAGUCCUGCUAUCUUUAUUAGAAAUGUGAAAAUUGAAACAUUUCAUUAAAUCAAUUUGAAAUUCUA